AUGUUGGAAAGCCACACUUCGCCGGGACGCUAUAAAAGCAACUUAGGACGAUUUCUAUUCGAAGAUUUCAUUUCUGCACGUCGCGAUUUUCUUGUAUUCCUUACCGCGAUUAGAGGAUGUGCAAUUGAUUCUUUUUCACUUUCUUCCUUCGAUAGGAAGAAACUAACAGGGCCUUUCUCUUUCUCUUUUUUUAUUCUUAUAACACAGAGAGUUAUUUAUUUACCUUCUUUUUCACUUUCUUCCUUUUCUUACUACGAUAGCAAGAAACCAAAUGGGCGUCUCUAUUCAUUUCUAUCUAUCUAUCUUUCUAUCUAUCUAUCUAUCUAUCUAUCUAUCUAUCUAUCUAUCUAUCUAUCCCGAUUUCUUUAUGUUUAUCUAAGUCGUUUUAUUUAUUAUUUUUGUUUUAUCUAUCUAUCUAUCUAUCUAUCUAUCUAUCUAUCUAUCUAUCUAUCUAUCUAUCUCAUUCUGUUCAAAUCUAUCUAUCUCAUUCUGUUCAUAUCUAUCUAUCUAUCUAUCUAUCUAUCUUUCUAUCUAUCUCAUUUUGUUCAAAUCUAUCUAUCUCAUUCUGUUCAUAUCUAUCUAUCUAUCUAUCUAUCUAUCUAUCUAUCUAUAAAUAUAUAUUCGGGAUUUACUUCUUCUUUUUUUUUCCUGACACAUUCUUUCUUUUUGUCCGUCUUUUGUGCAUUUUUUUUCUUUUUUUUUCUUCUACUUUGCAUCGUAAUUGAUUUCUUCUUCUUCUUCUUCUUCUUCUUCUUCUUCUUCUCCUCCUUCUUCUUCUUCUUCUUCUUCUUCUUCUUCUUCUUCUUCUUCUUCUUCUUCUUCUCCCCCCUCCGUUUUUUUUUUCUCACACCGACAUUCUUUCAUUCUUUCUUUCAUUUAUUUUGUUCUUUCUCUCUUUAUUUCCUGUAUAUGUGUUUGUUCUUUCUUUCUUUCUUUCUUUCUUUCUUUCUUUCUUUCUUUCGUUCGUUCGUUCGUUCGUUCGUUCUUUCUUUCUUUCUUUCUUUCUUAUUUUGGCCAUUUACCCAUUUUUACUUACUCUCUCUAUUUUUUUCUUUCUUCUACGAUGCCUUCAUUUUCCUCUUUUUCGCUUUCUUUCUUCAUAGCCAACACUUUCCUACCGAUCCAACACGUUCGUAUUUAUUUAGGUUUACUUAUCUCUUUCAAUUCUUUCAUAUAUAUAUAUCUAUCUAUCCAUCUAUCUAUCCAUUUAUCUAUCUAUCUAUCUAUCUAUCUAUCUAUCUAUCUAUCUAUCUAUCUGUAAUUUCUCAUCUAUCUCUCCCUGCCUGUCUGUCUGUCUGUCAUUCGUGUCUAUUUAAGUAUGUUCAUAUGUUAUCUGUUUCGGUUCUUCUAUAUCUAUCUAUCUAUCUAUCUAUCUAUCUAUCUAUCUAUCUAUCUAUCUAUGCUCAAUGUAUCUAUCUAUCUUAA
Molecule: messenger RNA, 1425 nt
Organism: Acanthosepion pharaonis
Lineage: Eukaryota; Metazoa; Mollusca; Cephalopoda; Sepiida; Sepiidae
Source: the annotation of a GenBank genome assembly